UGGCUGGGCCUGGGCCUGGGUUUGGCUGCGGGAGCCUCCCCUCAGCUGUCGGAGCUGCGCUCGCAGCUGUCGGGGGUGGAGGAGCUGUUGGAGGAGUUCCGCAAACAGCUGCGGGGAGCGGUGGAGGAGGCCCAGGGCCCCGGUCAGGCCCAGGCCUCGGCCUCGGCCCCGGCCGCCCCGGCCGACAGCUGCGUCCGCGGCUACGGGCUGAUGCAGGACUACAUCAUCCGGACCAGGGACUCUCUGAGCGCCGGGGCCCGCUUCCUGAGCGCCCCGCCCGCCGUCUCCAGCUGGAGCCGGUGCCUGCACGCCUGCUGCGCCAGCCCGCACUGCACCGUGGCCGUGGUGGAGCCGGAGCCGGGGCCGGAGGGGCCGGGGCCGGGCCGGGGGUCAGGGCCGGGCCGGGGGUCGGGGUCGGGCCUGGGCUCGGGCCCGGGGUCGGGGUCGGGGUCGGGGCGGUCCGCCCUCCACUGCUAUCUCUUCGACUGCACCUACAGGAACCGCAACGUCUGUCAGUUCUCCCUCCACCGCGGCUACAGCAGCUUCACCAGGACUGUGAACGGUACCCAGGGCGGCCCCCGGGACCGGGACCGGCACCGGGGGGAGGAGGAGGAGGAGGGAGAGAGGAACGACUCCCACUUCACCCGGAAAGAUGACCCUCCACAGAGCAAUGCAGGCCAGGAUGUGAUGCUUUUGCUGCCCACUGACUGGGCGAUACUGGAUGGAAGAGGCAGCGUCGAUGAUCAUGGAAUAGUACGCUACGAAUGGACUUUGUUACAAGGGGAUCCUUCUGUAGAUCUGAAGUCUCCACAGCCUGGAAUGCUCAAGCUGACCAAUUUGCGAGAAGGUGUAUAUGUGGUCCAGUUGUCAGUCACUGACACGGUGGGCCAAAAGAGCUCUGACAACAUCACUGUCACUGUGGUGCCUCAGAAACAUCAAACAACAGAUUGUACCGGUAUAUGCACAAGGUACCAGUUCAUCUGUGAUGAUGGUUGCUGCAUUGACAUCAUCUUGGCCUGUGAUGGAACUGCCCAGUGCUCUGAUGAAUCUGAUGAAGCUUUCUGCCAAAGCUUUAAUACAGGUCGCAAAUCUGUUACCCACACAACUCUCAGCGGCAGCACAACACAGUCGAGGACAACGGGGUUGAACCAAAAUGAUGCAAUUUGGUCAUCAGUUGAAAACGUACACAAGGUUUCAAUGGAGGAACCAAGACCCCUCCAGCCACAUGGCACCAGCGAGACACAGUCGCCUGUUGCAGAAGGAGGGAAACCUGACAAUGGGUUAUUUCCAGGUGAAGAUUCUCCAGAGACGAGUUCAGUUGAGACAAGUGAACAUGAAAUAAUAUCCAAAAUUAACCAGGUGGGAGGUGGCCAUCCUGUGCCUGAGUCAGGUGCUGUGUUGCCGCUGGCUCUGGGACUGGCUAUCACUGCCUUGCUCUUGUUAAUGGUUGAACUGAAUAGAACACAUUACUGUCAGCAUAGAACACAAGAUCACUAGAGAGGAAUGGGCGAAGAUUGCUCUUCGGCCCAUUUGAUCCUGUCCUAAAAUAUUGUUGUCCUGGCAUUUCAGAAUCGAGCUGUUUCAUUAAAGCUCUGCAAAGUAAAUUACAAAUGAUAUAAAUCAAAUUUGAUUGAAAUUUCAGUUCUGUUACAGUACAAGGCCCCUCUGCUUCCUAAGCCUGCAAGAAAGAUGUGGCGGAUUUUCCAUUCCUUGAACAAAUUGUAGUUUCAAUGAAUACUGAGCCGGUGCAGACUGCAUGGGACGAAUGGCCUCCUUCUGCAAUGUAGAUUUCUAUGUUUUCAUGAUACCGGUUUCCAAUAUUGGACUGUGACAAAUCCAAACACAAACUGAUAGGUGCUCAACAAUGUGUACCAAGUAUCAAUUUUUCAGCAAUCUACUAGAGAUAAGAAUCGUAAUGUAGAAAUUUGUGAGAUUGUGGCUUCCUAAUUUGUUGCGAGUUGUUGCCAUUGCAAUUUAUUUGACUAAAUAUUGCGCAGAUGAAAACUUUCAGCAAUACUAAUUGAAUGGGAAUGGUUAAGCACGAGAAAAAAGCUGCCCUUACCUUGAAUUCUUCCACCCUCGGGAUUGACUAACUUUAUCAGACUCUUGUCUUGUACUUUUAACACUCUGAUCACUUUCCCUGAUUUUCUUUUCAUCUCAGUGAUUGCUGCUGCCUAAUUACCCUGUUUUGUAUUCGCCAUUUACAUCUAUUUUAAUUUUGGAUGAUCUGUUUUCUCAUCUCCUGAGCACGAAACUGACUUUCCACUCUCAUUCACCUCUAUCUCUUGAUUAUAUUUCUGUCAUUUUAAAUAUUAACACUGAGUUCUCAAACACCUUUCCAGCAUUACACAAGCUUUUAAUGACCCAUUUGCUGACUCUGUAUAGUUAGGCAAUGGUUUUCAAUGCUUAACUGCUUCUUAAUGUUUUUUUUCUUUAGUGUGACCCAAACUUCUGUGCUCUAUCCCACACAUGCAUUUUUCCAGCCCAACUGUUCUAGUGCUAACUUUUACUGCUCUGACGAAAGAUAAAAUCAAAAUGUUAACUUUUCUCUUUCAGAUGCUGAUCGACAUUUUGAAAUGUUAUUUCAGAUUGGUAGUUUUUUUUAUUUAAUAAGUAUAUCUGGUUACCUCUAUAUGAGCCUGCAACUUAAAUACACAUUGCAAGCUGGCUGACUUGUAAAUAGCUCUCAGAAAGGCAAAAGCAAUUACGCUGUCAAAAUACAGCAACUACACAAAACCAUGAAAAUUAUGAGACUGAAGAUGAGUGUAUAAGAAAGGGAAUACUGUACUGUACAAUUAAAGAUCUGCAUUGGCUGGGGGCGAAACAAUCUGUAAAUAUCCAUACUCAUCACUAAAUGUAUCAAUGAUUGAGCUAAUAUACUAUAUUUAAGUUCUAAAUCACUCUUCAAGCAUUACAGUGUAUAAAACUCCCCCUUCUCCAAGCCACAUUGCAUAAAACCAUCUCACAUUGGUGAAUACGUUUUCCUGGGGUGUUGAAUGAUUGAGAGAGUCUCCUAAAGACUUUUAAUAAGAAGUUGGUUUGAUCAUCAAACUUCAAUAUGUUUUUAAAUCUGUUGAUCACACAGAGCAAACUUUUAAUGUCGACUUCUGUCCUUCGCAUGCAAAGUGAAAUUGAGAAAGCCAUCUGUCCAUUACUGAGCUAAAAAACACUAAUCUUGUUAUCUGCAUCCAUUUAAAUUGGUGGAAAUCUCUAGCAUUAUUCUGUAAGGCAGGAACUGGUUAAACUAGAUUAAAAUCCAAAAUAAAUGUCAGCCUGAAAAUGGUACCAGCAAUUGAGAUCAAUCUUGUGAUUGGGCAUAUUAAGAUCAUGCCCAUUUAUCAAACACAAUGAAACUGAAAAUAUAGUAUUUGCAGUGUUGGUCUAGUUAACUAAGUAUGAGGUUAUGAUUUAUAAUACUGUAUAUCCAUUAUAGCAAAAUCACUUGCACUGAUUACAAAAAAUAUCCAUUAGAGCUCAAAAUAUUUGUUUCCAAAAAUGCAGGGCUCAUAUAAAAUGUGCAGAGAAGUGUCAGUUAAUUACCCAAAACACUGCAUCGUAUUGCCAUGAACCCCUUCUUAAUUCCUCUCAUACCUAUUUCAGACUAAAAUAUUCUUCCUUCACUUGGGUAGUAGACCUUCUUUAAUAUGUAAAAAUUACAGAUGUAUUUUAAAUGAUUUUCUUGUCAUUUUACUUUUCCUUGUUUUCUCAAUGCUUUUUCUUUUGUAUUUACCUUCUCUUAUAAAGAGGUGGAGGACAGCACUUGAUGCAGCACCACCUUUUUUGAAAUCAAUUCAUUCCUUAAAUUAAAUUAAUGCCUUGAACAGUAGUUCCCUAUUCUUACAUGUCUGGGGAAACCAACGUUUACUCGUAUUGAAGCCAUUCCAGUCUUGCAUUGGUUUAAAAUAUAUUACAGCGUGCUUGCAAUUGGGGGGGGAAAAGGUAGGCUUGGUUUGCAAAACAAUGUUUAGGACAUGCUAAAUUGGUAAUUCAGCUGUGAGCUUUUUAAAACAAUCUAGUUAACCAUUUGCUCUUCACACUGUUUAACAGUUGUAGGGGAACCAAUCUGAUUGUGAAGUACUGUAAUGCAAGUGUGACCAAAUUCAUAGAAGCUGAAGACAAGUAUCCUGAAAAUAUCUAUAAAGUAUCUAUCCUUCACUUGUUUUCUGCUUAGAAUAAAAUUCUGAAAACCUUAA
This is a messenger RNA of Callorhinchus milii (elephant shark), 4193 nucleotides long. It is a transcript of the gene lrp11, whose product is annotated as low density lipoprotein receptor-related protein 11. NCBI's taxonomy places the organism in Eukaryota, Metazoa, Chordata, Chondrichthyes, Chimaeriformes, Callorhinchidae. The record is from RefSeq and is a predicted model, not a curated record. Gene Ontology annotation, molecular function: protein binding.